GCGUGAUUUGCGCAGUUAUCGUUCAGUAGCAGUAAGCAGAAGCUCGAGAACUGCAGCAGAAAGACACACAGAACAUCACUACAUAGAUCAUUAGUAGCCCCGGUGUCUUCAGAAUGAUGUCGGGUGGUCCAGCAGUUCGUGUGAGCAUCGAGUCGUCCUGUGAACGGCAGGUACAGGAAGUGUCUCUGGACGGGUUGGAGACGUACGUCCCGCCACUGUCCAUGUCUCAGAAUCUGGCUAAGCUCGCUCAGAGGAUCGACUUCGGCCAGAGCUCCGAUUCGGAUGAAGAGCGCACUGAAGGAGAGAGCCGGGACGAGUGGAGCAAACUGGAACCAGAGGAGGACGAGGGUACAGUGAAGUUCCAGCCGUCGCUGUGGCCGUGGGACUCUGUGCGUAACAACCUGCGUAGCGCACUAACAGAGAUGUGUGUGCUGCAUGACGUCCUCAGCGUGGUCAAAGAGAAGAAGUACAUGACACUCGACCCAGUGUCCCAGGACCCCACUAUGGCAAAGACUCCGCAGGUUUUCCAGUUGAUCAGUAAGAAAAAGUCCUUGGCCACUGCAGCCCAGCUGCUUCUUAAAGGUGCAGAGAAACUGACCAAGUCAGUGGCAGAGAACCAGGAGCAGCGCAGACAGAGAGACUUUAACUCAGAGCUGCUGCGUCUGCGCUCACAGUGGAAGCUGCGGAAAGUCGGAGACAAAAUCCUGGGAGAUCUCAGUUACCGCAGCGCUGGGUCGCUGUUCCCCCAUCAUGGCACAUUUGAGGUUAUAAAGAACACAGAUAUUGACCUAGAUAAGAAAAUUCCAGAUGAUUAUUGUCCUCUCAAUGUGCAGAUCCCCAGUGAUCUGGAAGGCUCUGCUUAUAUCAAGGUGUCCAUUCAGAAACAGUCACCUGAUAUAGGAGAUCUUGGCACAGUGAAUCUCUUCAGAAAACAACCCAAAGCCAAACCAGGUUCUCAGAUGUGGCAUUUAAAGCUAGAAGCCGCCCAGAACGUGCUGCUGUGUAAGGAGAUUUUUGCUCAGCUCUCACGUGAAGCUGUUCAGAUCAAAUCCCAGAUUCCUCACAUCGUUGUCAAGAAUCAGAUCAUCUCGCAACCGUUUCCUGGUCUACAGCUCUCCAUCUCUCUCUGUCACUCUACUGGAGACAAAAAACACCAGAGAACGUCACCAGACAAGAGCAAACCAGACGACCACCUGUAUGUGUUAGAACACAACCUUCACCAGCUCACACGAGAGUUCCACAAGCAGACGCUGAGUUCAGUGGUGAUGCCUCAUCCAGCCAGCGCUCCGUUCGGACACAAACGCUUGCGCUUAGCAGGACCGAUGGCGUAUGAUAAAGCAGAGAUCAGCUCCCUGCAGCAGAGUGAAGGACUGCUGGAGAAAAUCAUCAAACAGGCCAAACACAUCUUCCUCAGAAGCAGGACGGCACGGACCAUUGACAGUUUGGCGAGUCGCAUUGAGGACCCUCAGAUUCAGGCUCACUGGUCCAACAUUAACGAUGUUUAUGAGUCCAGCGUCAAAGUGCUCAUCACUUCACAAGGAUACGAGCAGAUCUGCAAAUCAAUCCAGCUGCAGUUAAAUAUUGGAGUGGAGCAGAUCAGAGUGGUACACAGAGACGGACGUGUCAUCACGCUAUCACACCAAGAGCAGGAGCUGCAGGACUUCCUGCUGUCACAGAUGUCGCAGCAUCAGGUGCAUGCCGUGCAGCAGUUGGCUAAAGUCAUGGGUUGGCAUGUGUUGAGUUUCAGUAAUCACGUGGGUCUUGGCCCCAUUGAGAGCAUCGGGAACGCCUCGGCCAUCACUGUCGCAUCUCCAAAUGGCGACUAUGCCAUCUCAGUGCGUAACGGUCCAGAGAGCGGCUGUAAGGUUCUGGUCCAAUUCUCUCGGAGUCAGGCUAAAGAUCUGCCCAAGAGUGAUGUGGUGCAGGAUGCUAAAUGGACUCACUUGAGGGGCCCACAUAAAGAAGUGCACUGGGGCCGAAUGGAGGGAAGAAACUUUGUUUAUAAAAUGGAGCUGCUCAUGGCCGCACUGACACCGUGUCCCUGAUUAUAUAAUUACUGUAAAUGGAUGCUUCUUUUGUUCCAUUUCUUAGCUCAAUGUUUCUCACUCCUUCAUGGCGUGUCAGUUUAUUUGAAUGAGAAACAUUUUCCGUAUUAUUCAUUUGACACCAGCACUGCUAACACUGAGGGAUGUCAUCUGCAAAUGAUUCCUGAAAUGAUCCUCAUCUUCAAACAUUGAACUGGCAUGUCAUUUUUCUAGGAAAAGUUUUUGGAAAUAAAAUAUUUGUAUUUUCAACACUGUAUUAACCCCUUCAUUUUUUUAAUGGCAAGCAUGCAAGUAUAGGAAGGUUGUCCAAACACAUAAGGAUUUGUAAUCAUAAAGGAUGAAUCUAAAUAAAAAGAUCAAGGCCAAUAAAUCAGAAUUUAAUGAGUAAUCCUUUACCAUCAAGAAUCAUGCAAUCAACAAAAUAUCUAUAUGCAAUAAUCUAUGCAAGGUUCCCACGGUCAUGGAAAGCCUGGGAAAUUAGCAAAAUCUUAAAGGUAAUGGAAAAGUCGUGUGAAUUUUUUAAGAGUUCAUAUAAAUUUGUCUAGUUAUGUUAUGUUCUGUUCAAAUAUUUCUUUGGCUAGAUAUUGCUUUUACCCCGUUGAGCCACAUUCAAAUUAUUAUUUUUAUUUAUUUUUAUUUUUUUGUCCUCCUAGAUGUUUUUUCAGUAAAAUUAUAAUUGGGUAAAUCUCUUAAAAGGAUUAGUACCUGACAAACCAAUAGAUUUAAACCCAGCAAUAUCGAGAAAGUUUUUUUUUUUUUUUUUUUAAACUCAUCUAUGAAUUACAAAAUGUUAUUGUCAAUAGAUGUGUUAACUCUUUACAGUAAUCUUGAGAAAAUUCUAAAUUACCAAACAUUUUCACAUCAUGCAUAGUACAUAUGUACACAACACAAACACUGCUUUCUUAUAGACACUGUGGCAGUGUCAAAGUACAGCACACUAAAUUUUAUAAAAGCAGCUUAGCACCCACACAAUCCCUGGACAUCCAAGGAUUCCCCCAAAACAAACACUACAGUGUUUGCAGUUAUCUAGAUGACAUUGUAGUGGUUUUCAUUUAGUAGAAUAUACAUGCCACAUCAUUUUCAUACAUUCGAUUAAAACUUCUGACUCAGAACUGAACUGUCCUGUAACUAGAAUCCGUUAUGUGUCAGUCGUAAAUAAGUGUGCCAUAAAUAAUAUAAUGAAUUCAAAUAAAUUAACUUUGCAACUGUACUGUGUUCUUGAUUGUUUUAUGUAAAUUUAUAGCAUACGAAUAAAAAAUAUCCCAGAUUGGGCUAUUACAAAAUAAAUUAACAGAUUGACUUUCUUAAUAUUUAAAUCAAUGCUCAGAAUUUUUCAGUGUUUGCUGUUGUCAAUAUGGCUCCUUCAUCCUGAUCUUAUGCUGUUCAAACACAUUCAGGGCCUGAAAAAAUGUUUUCAUUCACGAAAAAUGUCUAUAAAAUGAAUGCCCUGAUUUGCUAAAGGUUUACAUGAAUAGAUGCACUUGGAAGCUUGAAAGCACUCGUGAGAAAAUAGCUGAUCUACUACCGUACAUGGUUAUUACUCUUAAUUAAUACUUAUCGCCAAAGAGCAGGGGAAUUUAUGAUAAUAUUGGAUUUUAUAAGCAAAUUCUGUAAUUACAUUUAUGAUAAAUGCCUUUACUAUAAAAUAAUAAAAUGGUAUUAAGUGAGAUCCGUAAGUGAGAGGUUGAUCAUUAACCACAUGCACAAGCCUACUUUUUAGGAGGGUGUGUCCAACAUG
This is a messenger RNA of Myxocyprinus asiaticus (Chinese sucker), 3783 nucleotides long. Its product is annotated as mediator of RNA polymerase II transcription subunit 17. Gene Ontology annotation, biological process: regulation of transcription by RNA polymerase II. Gene Ontology annotation, cellular component: core mediator complex; mediator complex. The transcript has 13 exons. The record is from RefSeq and is a predicted model, not a curated record. Gene Ontology annotation, molecular function: transcription coregulator activity. Bases 114 to 2045 code for a protein of 643 amino acids. NCBI's taxonomy places the organism in Eukaryota, Metazoa, Chordata, Actinopteri, Cypriniformes, Catostomidae.